GCCAGUCACUGCCACCAUAUAUCGGGCAUUAUUCAGUGCAUUUCAGUGACCAACGAACUUUUGCCGCGGCACGAUCAUCUUAGGACGAGCGACCGCCCGAAUCUCGGCGAAACCGGAAAAUUUAUUUCUAUAUUAUAAACGACGACAUAGAAUAUAAAUAAAAUGCGAGAAAUCGUGCACCUUCAAGUUGGCCAGUGCGGCAAUCAAAUUGGCUCCAAGUUUUGGGAAAUAAUCUCAGACGAGCAUGGUAUCGACCCUUCAGGCAACUACGUGGGAACAAACGAUCUUCAGCUCAAACGUAUCGACGUUUAUUACAACGAAGCAAGCCGCCACAGAUAUGUGCCACGAGCGAUUCUCGUGGAUCUCGAGCCUGGAACGAUGGACUCGAUUCGGAGUGGGCCCAUCGGGAUGCUCUUCAGACCAGACAACUUUGUCUUCGGACAAAGCGGAGCAGGUAACAAUUGGGCCAAAGGUCACUACACAGAAGGCGCCGAGCUCGUGGACUCGGUUCUCGAAGUGGUGAGAAAGGAGGCGGAAAGCUGCGAUUGUCUUCAGGGCUUUCAAUUGACUCAUUCAUUGGGCGGUGGAACAGGAUCGGGAAUGGGAACUUUGCUCAUAUCCAAAGUACGAGAAGAAUAUCCCGAUCGCAUUAUGAACUCAUUCAGUGUAUUCCCGUCUCCCAAGGUGUCGGACACGGUCGUCGAGCCUUACAACGCGACUUUGUCGGUGCAUCAACUCGUUGAGAACACUGAUGAGACUUUCUGCAUCGAUAACGAGGCUUUGUACGAUAUUUGCUUCAGAACGCUCAAGCUCAGCUCACCGACGUACGGUGAUCUCAAUCAUCUUGUUUCUCUGACCAUGUCCGGUGUAACGACGUGUUUGAGAUUCCCGGGUCAACUGAACGCCGACCUGCGAAAGCUCGCCGUGAACAUGGUACCGUUCCCGCGUCUCCAUUUCUUCAUGCCUGGAUUCGCGCCCCUCACUGCAAGAGCCUGUCAGCAGUAUCGAUUCCUCUCGGUUCCCGAGCUCACGCAACAGAUGUUCGAUGCGAAAAACAUGAUGACCGCGUGCGAUCCGAGGCACGGUCGUUACUUGACGGUGGCGGCGAUAUUCCGUGGCCAAAUGUCGAUGAAAGAGGUCGACGAACAAAUGCUCUCAAUUCAAAACAAAAAUUCGGCUUACUUCGUCGAGUGGAUACCGAACAACGUCAAAGUCGCGGUGUGCGACAUUGCUCCGAGAGGAUUGAGCAUGUCGGCUACCUUCAUCGGUAAUUCCACUGCCAUUCAAGAAAUAUUCAAGCGCAUUAGCGAACAAUUCACCGUCAUGUUCAGGAGAAAGGCUUUCCUGCAUUGGUACACCGGUGAGGGUAUGGACGAGAUGGAAUUCACCGAGGCGGAGAGCAACAUGAACGAUUUGGUUUCGGAGUAUCAACAAUAUCAGGAAGCGACUGCCAACGAUGAAGAAACUUUCGAGGAUGAAGAAGGAUUGGAAGAGGAGGCAGCAGAUUAAAGAACGAUGUAUAUUUUCAUUAUUUUAUCGAAACGAAUAACACUCCCCGCUAGUUGCGUCGUUGUUGAAGAUUCGAGUGAUUCCUGAGAAUCACCCGCGACCACUUUUUUUCAACAAAUGUCGGUUCGUUUGAGCGGAACUCUCGUAGGUAACGAAUACCAACGACAAGGCCAUUUUCCUAUUUAGUUAUUGAUUUUGUGUCCCUCGCGAAAGUAUUUGUAAGGUAAAUGCCUUCAUAAGACUGUCAACUCUGCUACCACCUAAUUUCUAUACUUUAGAUGAAACAUUGACUCGUGUAAUUUCAAUAAAUUUGUGACAGAAAUUCGACCGUCAAACUAGGCGAAAUCAUGCGAUAAAUAAAUUUAGAUCGACGCCAGAACCAUCGGAACCUUUUGUUUCAACAGAGUUCAUGAAACUUUCUUCUGGACUGUAAAAUUGAAUAAUCAGGACGAAAAACAGUGACAGAGGAGGCAAGACGAAUAAAAAAACUCCAAAAAAUAAUUAGAAUGAUUUGAGGGGCUCAUUUUUUUUAUAUUUUUUUAAACAAUUUUUUUUUUUGGACGCCCAACCUUUCAGAAUUAUUAAAAUUGGAAAUGAGAGACCUCCUUCCCCCUCAUUGUUUUGUAGACUAUUCCUAGAUUGAUGAAAUAAAAAUGAAUAUAAAA
Venturia canescens is the source of this 2174-nucleotide messenger RNA. RefSeq names its product tubulin beta chain-like. NCBI's taxonomy places the organism in Eukaryota, Metazoa, Arthropoda, Insecta, Hymenoptera, Ichneumonidae. Gene Ontology annotation, biological process: microtubule cytoskeleton organization; mitotic cell cycle. Gene Ontology annotation, cellular component: microtubule; cytoplasm. The coding region runs from base 163 to 1509 and encodes 448 amino acids. Gene Ontology annotation, molecular function: GTP binding; structural constituent of cytoskeleton; GTPase activity. The record is from RefSeq and is a predicted model, not a curated record. The transcript is spliced from 8 exons.